This is a messenger RNA of Hippoglossus stenolepis (Pacific halibut), 2688 nucleotides long. RefSeq names its product cortexin-1. The record is from RefSeq and is a predicted model, not a curated record. Lineage: Eukaryota; Metazoa; Chordata; Actinopteri; Pleuronectiformes; Pleuronectidae. The transcript has 2 exons. The coding region runs from base 785 to 1063 and encodes 92 amino acids.
GACAGAGGAGGAGGUUUUUCUGCGGGAUGUGACCGAGUUCAGUCCUGAGGCCGGCUGAGUGGGCCGGGGGGGGAGCUGUCCGCUGUGCUGAACAUCUGCUGCAGCUGCUGACAGAUCAUCACCAUCAUCUUCAUCUUCAUCCCCCUGUGUUGGCGAUUACAUGUCCUCACCUGUGACACCGGCUGCUGAGGUCUUCUCAUGAAUGAUUCCCCCAGAACGAAGAGGUUCCUCAGGAUGAAGAUGUGUAACUAGAACAACUCAGGGCAACACAACCAAACCAUUGGAGUGUUUAGAAUACAAAAACGUUUUCUGAAGCCAACACAACUCGGAUCAUUUACAGCCUGUGAGGAUCUGUGGAACAUCUUCAGCCAUUCAGAAGAGAUUUAUACUUUAAUUUGUAUUUAUGAUAAAGUUGAGGUGACGACCACUGUGUUUAUACUGUUCACAUUAGAAUGAAUGUGUAAGAAUGAGAGAAAACCAGAGAGGGUCACACAAACACCAGCCAGUUUGAUCUAAUAAAACCUCCCUGAGCAUCUCACCAGAGGGCUCAUUCAUUUACCACUGAUUUGCCCUGUGUUGUUUCUGCUGGAACUAUUUCUUUGCCCUGGGGCUUGUGGGAGAACACUAUUUGCAUUUAGUCCCAUCUGCUGCCAGAUUUCACUAUGUGAUCCUCCUCCUCGGUUUUUAAACACAUGACCCCGCAGAGUCAUGCCAGUCCAGACAUCUUCUGACUGCAAAACCAAACGUGCACAGUGAACAGUUUCUACCAAUCAAAGCGUCCAGAAUGAGCGACACUAACUACUGGGUAGUGGACUAUGAGCUCUCCUCUCCUGCUCCACCUGGGUUCCCCAGGGGCCCGACAGUGCUGCAGCCGGCCAUUGUGGGACACCCAGAGCAGGGAACAGCCCUGUGUUUCGUGGGCCUCCUCGUGCUCCUGCUGCUCUUCCUCGUGGUUCGCUGCGUCCGUAUCUUGUUGGACCCCUACAGCAGCAUGCCGGCUUCCUCGUGGACAGACCACAAGGAGGGGCUGGACAGAGGACAGUUUGAUUAUGCAUUGGUGUAAAGAUGAGGGGGGUGAUGGAGAGAUGGAUGAUGGUUCUUUUGAGGGAGUUUUAAAUGAUGAGGAGAAGUGAAGAGCUUCUGUUUCCAGCUUUUUAUCUCCUGAAAAAUCAAAGAAUCCUGGAAAUGAAAGAAACAAUAUGUUAUAGUUACAUAUCUGUUAUUUUGUUAGGGGUCAUAGAAGCUGCCAGAUGUCCUUUGCAAAACCAUAGAUUGUAUAUAACGAUGGAUGACACGUCCCCACCCCCCCCCACGAUUUGAAAUAUCCUGGAUAUAAAUGCUGCGAUCUUGUUCAUUCAGAAAUGUGUAACAACUACCUGGAAUGACAGAAACCAUAAUUGAGUGUGUAUAUGUACUUUAAUUUAGUCCAUGCCCCAUCUACUAACAUGGAGGAAGCAGAAUUUAUAACCUAUACUGCAGCCAGCCUCCAGGCUUUAUAUAAACUUUAUGAUCAAAACCAUUAACCAGAAGCUGAGUAUUGGGGAUAUUCAGCAGAACAGAAACACCAGACGUCCUGUGUCCAGUUUCAUUUCCAUCAAGUAAUGUAUUACUGGAGACUUAUGGUGUGUGUGUGUGUGUGUGUGUAUGAUGUAACGCUGCAGCUUUCAGAGUGACAAACACUGCAGGAAGACAAUGAUCAGUAUCGCAGCAUCAUGUUGAUCAUGUCAUUUUGUAUUUCUAUAAUCUUUUUACAAAUCCCAGGGCAGAAUUAUAAAUAGAGAGCAGAGCUGCAGCAGGAGAGGCCCUGAUUGAAUACAAAAAUUAAUCAAAUGAGUUUAGAACAGACGAGGAAGUCAUUUGGACAGAACUAAUACACUCUGUAAAUGGAGAUAUACGGUGGAGAGUGUGAACUUUACAUGUUAUAUGUAAAAUGUUUUUAUUUUUGAAAGUAUAGCUGAACCAAAAAAUGAAGAAGAUGUCACAUUAGUUUCUCUGAGACUGUAAACCUUCCUCUUGUUUGUUUGACCAUGCUGGAUAUUGUGUAGCAUUUGUUCCACCUCUAAGGUGAUCCUCAGGUAAAAUCAUAAAACUUUUGUACCCGCGUACGUCAUGUCAGAUUCACCGCGUAAAACUUUAUAAUACAGAACAGUUAAUACAGUCAAUUUUAUUUUGGGCGUUGCUGUUUCAUGUCGCCAUCCCUUUAAGAAGCGUAUGAUCCUCAGUGAGGAGGGUCACGGCGCUCGACUGAAUACAUGUCAUAGGAAGUUAUGAUUAUAAAAUGCAUGUACACCAAUUUCCUCCCCCUUGACCCGCUCUUGCCUUUAGGCCCCAUCCAGUGCACCAGCCAAAUCUGUUCAACAGUGCCUGUAGGACUAUGAGAAUAUGAACUGUUUCAUACUGAGAAUAUGUCUGCUCCUUUGUUUUGUAACAUCACUUUUGUGCUUAUGAAGCCCUUUAAACAUGGCUCUGAGAGGCUCUUUAGAAAGUUAAGUAUUGAUACUUUGCUGAUUGUUUAAAAGUUGUUUGAUUCCUCAAUGAUGACCCCAAAAAACUGUUUUAGUGAGAAGAUACUAAACUGUUCCUGGAUGUUAAUGUUUGCUUGUAACAAAGUAAAAUUAUAUUUUCCUAAUGUUUCUUUAAAGUGGCAUUUAGCUCUUUUUUUUAAUGAAAUAAAAGCUUUUGUCUGGA